Molecule: messenger RNA, 2310 nt
Organism: Podarcis raffonei (Aeolian wall lizard)
Lineage: Eukaryota; Metazoa; Chordata; Lepidosauria; Squamata; Lacertidae
Gene: CASQ1
Product: calsequestrin 1
Exons: 11
Coding region: 455-1639 (394 amino acids)
Biological process (GO): regulation of skeletal muscle contraction by regulation of release of sequestered calcium ion
Cellular component (GO): sarcoplasmic reticulum lumen
Molecular function (GO): calcium ion binding
Source: RefSeq, a predicted model, not a curated record
UCGCGGGCAGUGCCAAAUGCCUGGGGAUAAGACAGCCCUCCAUCUCCGGGGCACCUCCCCUCCCGGCUGCUUUUAUGGGCUGCCCGUUGGUCCCUGCCUUUGCUUUUGACGCCCCUCGCCCCUCGGAGAGGUUGUCGCCACCCUGACGGAGACAGGGCCCCCCUCGGCCAACUCUCCGGGCUGCCUGCCUGUGUCAGCAAAGAACCCAGACGUCCUUGCCCCCCGGAGCCCCCUGCCCUGACAGCCGCCUUAAAGGCAAAGGCGGGAGAGGGGGAGGAAGGGAGGAGAAGAGGGCCACCUCUCCUUCCGCAGCCGUCUUCCAGGGGCCGGGUUGACUUUCUGCGUUGCCGGGGGAAGGACAAAGGACCAGGGAGCCCAGAGGGAAGUCUCCACUAUUCAGUCUCCUUCUCUCCUCCUUCAGUUUGGGGCUUCCUCUCCGGGAAGGUCAGGCAGGAUGAAGUGGCUUGGGGUGGCCCUCGUGGCCUUGCUGCUGGCCGCUUUUGGCCCGCUGGGCCGGGGCGAAGACGGGCUGGAUUUCCCCGAGUACGACGGCAUCGACCGGGUCAUCGACGUCAACGCCAAGAACUACAAGAACGUCCUGAAGAAGUAUGAGAUCCUGGCUCUGCUGUACCACGAGCCCAUCGGGGACGACAAGGCAUCCCAGAAGCAGUUUGAGCUGGAGGAGCUGAUCUUGGAGUUAGCAGCCCAAGUCCUGGAGGAGAAAGGCGUGGGAUUUGGCCUGGUGGACGCAGAGAAGGAUGCCGCGGUGGCCAAGAAAUUAGGCCUGGGGGAAGAAGACAGUGUGUAUGUGUUCAAGGAUGAUGAAAUCAUCGAGUACGACGGGGAGUUUUCUGCCGACACUUUGGUGGAGUUCAUCCUCGAUGUGAUGGAAGACCCAGUGGAGUUCAUUGAAGGGGAACAUGAGCUUGAGGCGUUUGAGAAUGUUGAAGACGAGCCCAAACUGAUCGGCUACUUCAAGAACGAAGACUCGGAACAUUUCAAGGCCUACGAAGACGCGGCUGAGGAGUUUCACCCCUACAUCGAUUUCUAUGCCACCUUUGACAGCAAGGUUGCAAAGAAGUUGUCCCUGAAACUGAACGAGAUCGAUUACUAUGAGCCUUUCAUGGAGGAACCGGUCACGAUCCCAGACAAACCCAACAGUGAGGAAGAAAUUGUCCAGUUUUUGGAGGAGCACAAGAGGCCCACACUGAGGAAGCUCCAGCCAGAAAGCAUGUAUGAGACUUGGGAGGAUGAUAUAGAUGGCAUCCAUAUUGUUGCUUUUGCAGAGGAAGACGACCCUGAUGGUUAUGAGUUCCUGGAAAUCCUGAAGGACGUUGCCCAAGACAACACAGACAACCCAGACCUCAGUAUCAUCUGGAUCGACCCCGAAGACUUUCCACUGCUGAUUCCCUACUGGGAGAAGACUUUUGACAUUGACCUGUCCCGGCCUCAGAUUGGCGUCGUCAACGUAACGGACGCUGACAGCAUAUGGCUGGAGAUGGACGAUGAGGAUGACCUGCCAUCCACAGAGGAGUUGGAAGACUGGAUUGAGGAUGUGCUGGAAGGAGAGAUCAACACGGAAGACGACGAUGACGAUGACGACGAUGACGACGACGACAAUGAUGAUGACGACGACUAGAGGCUCCCGUUCUUCGUGGAAGGCGGACCCUGCCUGUUGAGGUCCACCUGCAUCACACCUGUCCCCAGAGUGUCCCUCGGGGGCCGCAGUGCCAGGCGCCUCUGGCCGACACGAAAUUCAACGCUUUGCCACCAGACCCUAGCAAGAACGUAUUUUUAUAUUGAUCCUAUUUAAGUCAAGGGCCCCCACCCUGUGCUGAACCCCACGUGUCCCCCCCCAGGGACCCCGCUCCACCCUCUGCCAGCGCAGGGGUGGUUGUUGGUGCUGACCCCUCCCCUUUCCGCAUUAGGUUGCCAGGUGUCCUUCAGGCACCUGAGGAUGCUGUUCCUGGAUGGACCAUCAGUUUUCCCUGGGAUGUUAAGCCCAGCUCAGGUUUCCCAGGUGAAUCUCAGGAACGGGCAAGGCUCUUUGCCUGUUCCUGACCUUAGCAUCCUGGUUUAUCAGGGCACUUGAUGGACCCCCAACUCAGCACAGGCAGAGAUGUGUGUGACCCAACCCUGUGCUGUCGGCCCAGUGAAUUUCCCAUCAUGUCUCUCUCUGUGUGUGUGUGCUUCCCCUGUGACGUCCACUCUGACUGGCAGGGGCUGUCCAGGCAGGGAAUCUUUUCUCAGCCCUUCCUGGUGAUGCCACUGGGAUGGGAAGGGUGAAACCUGGGACCUUCUGGACGCAGA